This is a messenger RNA of Hyalella azteca, 2866 nucleotides long. RefSeq lists its product as uncharacterized. Gene Ontology annotation, cellular component: lysosome. Gene Ontology annotation, molecular function: cysteine-type endopeptidase activity. The coding region runs from base 92 to 1741 and encodes 549 amino acids. Lineage: Eukaryota; Metazoa; Arthropoda; Malacostraca; Amphipoda; Hyalellidae. The record is from RefSeq and is a predicted model, not a curated record. The transcript is spliced from 5 exons.
GUAUUUUGAACCUUGAUGUGCUGACUCUUUUCUCAUAUGAAGUUUUUUAAUUUAAUCUUUGCUGUUACAGGCUUUUGGUGCUGUGGAAACGAUGACCGAUCGUCACUGCAUCGCCUACAAGACACAGUUCCAUUAUUCUGCCGAAGAUCUCCUUUCUUGCUGCACUGACUGUGGUGACGGAUGUGAUGGAGGUUGGCCACAAAUAGCCUUCACGUUCUGGCUAGACGAAGGCAUCGUUUCCGGUGGAAAUUUCGAAUCGAAGACCGGAUGCCAACCUUAUGUGGUGCCUGCCUGCGAACACCACGUUGAUGGCCCCAGACCAAACUGUGAUGAUAUCGAUUUCAACACUCCACAGUGCCUCCGCUCGUGCAUUCCGGAAUACAAUUCGUCGUAUGCUGAUGACAAACACUCUGCCAGUAAAGUUUACCAGCUGAGUUCAGAGGAUGACAUUCUCAAAGAUCUUGUUGAACACGGACCUCUGGAAGCUUCAUUCGAUGUCUACGAAGACUUUUUGCACUAUAAGUCAGGCGUUUACCACCAUGUUUCUGGAGACCUGUUAGGUGGACAUGCUGUUAAGGUUAUCGGAUAUGGAGUGGAAAAUGACAUCCCAUACUACCUCUGCUCCAACUCCUGGAACACCGACUGGGGUGACAAUGGCUUCUUCAAGAUCAAAAGAGAUGAAAUGAACAAUGCAAUGUACACUGGCAUCCCCCGCGUGACCACCAUGACCAAGAUCAAGACUUCGGGGGACCAGAAGCCCCGCGCCGACGAGGCGAAAAUUGUCAUCGUCAGCCCCGCCGAGACAGCCGAUGAACGCACCGACAUGGAUAAUGAGUUGCGGAACCUCACCAGGAGCCACAUCAAUCUUUUGUGUGUCGUUCGGAUGCUCAUUUACAUGUUGGGGAUGCUUUUCCUAUUGAUGAUUUUGCGAGAAUUCUACGAUCCUAAAAUCAAGGCGGGUCGCAACUUCCCCACCUCGACGUCCAUGCGCGUGCUCAGGAGGAUGAUGGGGGUCAAGGAGGAGCGCCAAUUUCAAGGCUCUUCUUCUGCACACAAACUCCCAUCUUUGUUUUCACAGGCUUUCGCUGCUGUGGAAGCCAUGACCGAUCGUCACUGCAUUGCUUUCAAGACGCAGUUCCGUUUUUCCGCCGAAGACGUGCUCACUUGCUGCAGUGAUUGCGGUCACGGUUGUAAUGGAGGUAUUCCAGAAAAAGCUUUCAGCUUCUGGCGAGAUGAAGGCAUCGUUUCGGGUGGAAGUUUCGACUCCAAGUCGGGAUGCCAACCUUAUGUGGUUGCUCCCUGCGAGCACAUCGUUGAUGGUCCCAGACCAAACUGUGAUGAUAUCGACACUUUAACUCCACAAUGUUUCCGUUCGUGCAUCCCGGAAUACAAUUCUUCCUAUGCAAAUGACAAACAUUUUGCCAGCGAAGUUUAUCAGCUAAAUUCAGAAGCUGAUAUUAUGAGAGAUCUUGUGGAACACGGACCACUGGAAGCCGUAUUCAAUAUUUACGAAGACUUUUUGCACUUCAAGUCUGGCGUUUACCAUUACGUUGAGGGAGGGUGGUUAGGUGGACAUGCUGUUAAAGUUAUCGGAUAUGGAGUGGAAAAUGACCUCCCUUACUACCUCUGCUCCAACUCAUGGAACACCGACUGGGGUGAUAAUGGCUUCUUCAAGAUCGGAAGAGUGGAUAUGAGCCCUGUUAUGUACAGUGGUAUCCCUAAGCCAGUUCCAUCCGCUUAGGUUUAGUUCUUAUCCCGACAGAUCUACUAAUUUUUAGAUAUAAUCAAAUUGAAAUAUAGUAAAAGAACAAAAUUUUUUGUAAAAUUCCUUCACAGCUGCCGUGGAAAGCUUGGAAAGGUCUGACAGCUUUCACUUAGACCGAAAAUUUAUAGUCAAGAAGACUGGUCGAACUGUGGUGCCUGCCAAUCCCACUAAUUAGUUUACGGUCGAUUGUUUUCCAAAAUAUAUUGAGAUGUAAUGUCAUGCAAUUCUAAAUGAAAUUGUAUGUAAUUAUGUGAUAUGCAGGAUUAGACCUUGAAAUUACGUGUCAUUCUGAAAUUAUUGAGAUAUAAUUGCCAACUAUUCCUGAAUGAGUGGGAAGUAGGAAUCAUAAGCAGAAUGUAAGUUGCUUUCGAAUUAAUAUGGGUUGCCAGUCGGAGACGGAUAAUGCCCAGCACCGACUGAACUGACAUGAUCACUUCCUCCAAUAACUCAGCUACCAACAAUUCUGGUCUACCACGGUAUCGGCUGCAAGCCACAACUGCUAAAACAAAAAUCCCUAGAAUUUGACCAACCAGCCUCCAGCAGAGAACCCGGCAAUGGUAUGGAAUGGCAUAGUCUGCCAACACGUGAAAUAAUUUUAUACCAAUCUGACAAAGCGCGUAUGAGCGCUCCAGCAUUCAUUCACCACACCAAUCUUUAGUAGGUGAGGCACAACUGCGUACUUAUGAGCGAGCGUAUAAGCGUGGCUGUAGACUCACGGCGCUGUUAGCGUAAAUUAAGGAAUGUAGAACGGGUCUGGUUUACGGUGUUCCAGCGAGGUCUUCGGCUUUUAUCUCUGAGGCUGAGCUAUUGCAUAUUUAGGCUGGGCCUUGAUUCCAGGGCUAAUUUAAGAGUUGAACGUGUGGCCCAAGGCUGUGCCUCAUCUACUCAGUGUUAAUUCACCAAGGUUCAAAUACCAAGGUGAAAUAUAGUAAAAUAUGUCAACUUAAACUCAGGUUUCUAAAUCUAAGGAAGCGGACCUAUUUGUCUAUUUCUACCGGCCCUGCAGUUGACGCAUCUGAAAGCAAGUAAUUGGCUAUUCCUCACUGCUCCCAUCUUUUGAAAUUUUUGCAAAAUAUACUGAGAAAUUUUAUUUUUAUCACA